Messenger RNA from Culex quinquefasciatus (southern house mosquito), 5855 nucleotides. RefSeq lists its product as uncharacterized. Lineage: Eukaryota; Metazoa; Arthropoda; Insecta; Diptera; Culicidae. The record is from RefSeq and is a predicted model, not a curated record.
AGUUGGUGUCACCGCGGUGGCAGUUGUCCGCGAGCAGUGCAAUGUGCCGGAUCGUCUAAGCUGAAACACGGGAGAACGGCCUGGGACGGGAACCUGUUACCGAAGGGAUUCUGAGGGAGAGGGAUUCGUGAGUGAGUGAGGGUGUUGAUGAGAAUUUCGCUUUCGCGCGUGGAUUGCAAGUCCUUUACGGUAACGGAAGGAUAUUCUGAAGAGAAUCAUCUGCGAGAAGAAUCUGCCAAGAGUGUAAAAGGAGGGAUGUGAGCGAAAAAAAGUUAUUGAAUUAUCCGCAUAUCACUCUGGGGAUGGUGUAUAGUUAAAGUAAGUGUGGGGACCGCUAGGAUACGCUUCCGGUGCGAGAUGUCCUUGCGAGAGUAAUAAGUUCGAAGCAGAUGCUGCGAAAUUGUAAAGUGUGCUGAAGUAGGAAAUUUUUUGGUGAACGGAAGGGGAAAUUGCGUUUUUCUUUCGCGUGAUACCCGCAGGAUAUCUGUGUAAAGUGUGCAAAAGGAUUCGCGUGUCACAAAGGAUCCACUCACGGUUACGUGAUACUGCUCUUACGGGGAAGAAACGAAGAUUUCGUUAAUUUACUUUCGCAGAAAGAAACCAAAGCCCAAGGAUCGCAGCAGAGCAGUGUGUAAACAUGAUGAUUGAGUUUGUACAAUCAGCUUCAUCAACGGAACACUCCGUCGUGGGAGUUGCACGACUUCCGGGAAAAGGUUACGCGCGAAACCGAUGUCAGCUAGCGGUGUUUGUCGCAGCGUAAUUCACGGAAUCACUAGUCAAUAUCGGUGAAGAUCAAACGGGGCUACAAGUUUUCCUAAAGUGGUUCAUUAAAAAAGUUUUACGCGCGCGCUCUGUUCGUUACACGCGUAAGGAAGAGUAAUUAGUUUAAGUUAUUUAUUGAAUAUUUAAAUUAUUUAAAUUAUUAAUUACACUGUAAGAGCCAACCGAGAACCGUGACCAUGGAAAAGAAGCUUACUGCGGCUUACCUGGUGGUCGUCCUAUUGGUCACAGCGGGCAGUGUCGAGGGUGGCCGAUUCGGACUGCUUGGCGGACAGGUGGCGCCCAUAGAGGUCAUAGAGGAGUGGGGCUGUUACGACACGGAAAUUCGGCUAACGUGCGGAAACCUCGAGUCCAGGGUAGCGAUACUGGAGGCCAAAUUCACACCUCGGUGCGCCGACGAACGCGCCGAGGACUGUGUGCACGUGGACGAAAUCAGUAUGACGCGUUCGUUUUCAUCGCAGAAGGUGGACCGGCUAGCCCUGGAGGAGAAGGAAGCUGGCCAGCGCUUUCUGCAGACUCUUCGCCGGGCCCACGAGCACGAUAAGGAAUCGACGCCGUCGGUCGGUGCGGUACAGUCGCCGGCUGGCGAGGGUGAUGCUCCGGUUCGCACCAAGAUCAAGGACAAACGCAGCUCGUUGAGAGUAACGUUGGAACAUUUAAUUGUACGGUACUUGCGAAGAAUUACCAGUAGUGAUGAGGAAGAGGACGGUGCAGGUCAGGAAUCGACCUCGAUGAGGUACCGUCGCCAGGUGACCGGGUACGAUGGGAACGGGACGGAAAACGCGACGGAACUGGUGCCCGGAAAUGAGGGACCGGACAGCUCGGUUGAGAUCACACUGCUCACUAAUGAUACCGAGGUUGGGAACGAUAGUGUUGGGUGGGGUUACCCGGCAACGCCGACGACCGGGGAAAGUGCAGUGGAAAGUGUCAACACCCAAACCGCCGCCGCCGGGGUCGUCACGUCGGAAAGUGAGAAAAAUUCCAGAAUGGUCAACGACGACGACGACCCGGGUGACAGUGAUGAAGAACGAGUGAGUGAUGAGCAGGAAGAUUACGGCAAGGGACACAGCAAGAAGAAAGUUUGCACCAGCAUUCGCAAGCGAAUCGCUCAGUUGGAUCGGUUCGAGCUGCAGAAAUCGCUGCGGAACGAUUCCUUCCGGGAGUACAACAUUCGCAACGCCCUCAACUACAGAUGUUCCGGCAAAAACCACUGCAGCUUCGUAUUUGCCCAGGACCACCCUUAUGCGGUGGUCUGGAAGGAAGGGACCGUACGUGUGAAAUACAUCUGUAUGGACGAUUUCCGCAUCAGCAAGUACUGCGAGGAGCACUUAAUUAUCGGCAGCGAGAACCGGUGGGACCGGCGCCGCAACAACCCGCGGUCAUCGUCCUCAUCCUCCUCAUCCUCCACAGUGGAGCGCGAUAUUUCCGGCGGUAAUGACGACGACCAGCAGACGGGCAAGUCGGCCAACCUCGUCGUUGCCGGGGACGAGCCUCGGGCGGGCUUUACAGACGACCGUGAAGAGUACCCCGAGUACGAGUACGAUGACCGAGACGAGGAGGAAACUGAGGAGGAGGAAGAACAGGAGCAGGAAGAGCGAGAGCAAGACUACGCCGACGACGGACCGCGGGGGGAACCCAGGGCGGAAGCAUUGCAACAGCCACAGCCGGUGCAACAGUCGAGUCAGCAGCAGCAGCAACAGCAGCAGAUGCAUUCGUUUCAUAAUUUGAAAAUCCUGAAAACGUUUUCCGGGCCGGAAUCCGACGACGUUGCCGCCGUUCAAGCGACGCUUAAUGAAACGGAAAAAGAGCGGUUACAGCUGGAGGUGGAAGCGGCCAACCGGAAACGGCAGCGCCAGAAGGUGUUUUCGCAGGACUUUCGCGUGCUCAAGAUCCUCCCCAGCAACCUGGACCAGAUCGAGGACAUCAAGCAGAUCGGCAACGAGUACUACUUCAAGAAGGACGUCGAAGUGGUGGACGACGCAGAGAACGAAAUCGUUCCACCGUCCGCCACCAAAAACGACACCAACAACCAGUUCACGGAAACGCUCGACAUUGUGGUCCUGCCGGCUCCGACGACCAAGGACGCUGACGUGUACGAAAGUGAGCUUGACCUGCCGGUGGACAGCAAAACCACAGUCAACGUGAUAGAGCUAGCAACUCCGACUGUAGUGACCGGACAGGAGCCGACGCUCUCAACGGUCAUUGCUCAGCUAGACGUCAACCAGACGGGAUCGACGGCCAGCGCGUCCACGCCCGCGCUGACCACGCUGGGCAAUCCACGUGGUGAGCCGACGCCCGGCGUCGAGUCGAACGAAAUCGAGGGCGAUUUAAAACCCAACAAAAGUAGUGGCGAGGACGGUUUUAGUUUUAACAAUAGGACUUUUAAGAAAAUUCAAGACACGGUGCUGGAAGAAAUCGGUGCAGGUCACAGCGAGGAACGGUACCCAGCAAGUUACGACGAUGACAGCGAGGACGACGAUCUGGAGGAUGACGACGAGGACGAUUACGAGGAGAGCGAAAAACGAGGCCAUAAAAAGUAUAUCAGUAUUCAGCGGACGCUUCUAAAGCACCCCCUCCGCCAGGGCUUCCUGAUGACGCCCGGCUACCCCAAGUACUACAUCGGGAACAGCGUCUGCCGGUGGACGCUGUACGCCAAGCGUUCCCAAAAGAUUAAGUUAACUAUCUUAGAUUUAGCGUUACGGUUAGAUGAACCGUGUAGAGAUUACCUAGAAAUCAGGGAUCUGAACACCAAUCAGACCCUGUUUAGCGGCUGCACCGAGAGCACGCGACCCAUCGAAGUGGUUAGCCUUCAGGAUCGCGUCGAGGUCAGUCUGCGAACUGCAACGCAGGUUGCAUAUCCAAAGCGAGGCGUGCUGAUACACUACUCAGCACUCGGCUGCGAGCCGCCGUCGCCGAUUCCGCCGCACAUGACGCUGGUCCGUCGGAGCGAGCGAAGAGUCCGGUACGUCUGUGAUCCCCUGUAUGUUUUCCCCGACACAGCUGAGCCCAGUCGUGAGUUGGUCUGCACCGCGAGACAGUGGAACCGACCGUUGCCGGCCUGUGUAGAAAAACGCGCCACCGAAGGAAGUGGACUAGUGUCUCAUUACGAGCAGAAGCGAAAGAUCAGUGAUUCCGACAGCAUGUCUGACAAACAGGCAGAUACCGUUUACGACAUCCUUAUUCCGUCGCUUGUAAUCGCCGCCCUAUUUAUCGUGAACGGCAUCGUGUUCGCGGUCAUUAUGCGCUACAGGAACAAGAGAAAACAACGCCUUGAACUAGACAGUAAGGAACUAGCAGAACUGUAAGCUCCCUCCCUCUCUCCUCGCAAGCGCUACAUCCCUCCAACCUUCCCGAAUCAUCACAUCUUGUCCAGCCAGCCAACAAAAGUCAAGAUAUGAGGAGAUGAGAAAAAAAAAUUGAAAGCAUGAAAGCAAAUACUCAACAAUGAUAAUGCAUGUACAAGAACAAUGAAGACACUCUGGAGCAAAGGAGAGUCAUUACCAUGAGAAAGGGAAACCAUCACCACCGCGUCACCAAAAUGCCAUACAAGUAGAAGGAGGAGAAGAAGCAGCAGCAGCAGCUCCGGAAGCGUUCGCCCUCUCAUCAAGUCGCACAUACACACAUUUCGCCCGUUUCAAAUGUUUGGCGCGCACACAGACGCCACACGGCUGCUCCGAGGUUGUACAAAACACAGAACAAAUCUAUUGUCUUUCUCGGUUCGCAAUUGUCUCACGUUUGUUGUGUGCACCGUCAAGGACAAGGACAUCGGCUUCCGGCGUGCCCCGAACCUCAAUUCCUCAACCCGCAAAUUACCAUAUCAUCCCACGCCACAGAAGGGCAACACACAUCAUCAUAAUCAUCAUCGGCAUAAUCAUCGCUAAGUGAGGUAAGUUUAAUCACAGUUCAAUUAUGCGACCGGAAGGAUUUGGGAACAAGUCCACAAAGCAAGCCAGAUAUUUUGUCGCUCCGCAGAGAGGAAAUUUGAAAGUCGUCGUAGUUUAUUAGCUUAGAAUUUGAGCAAAACCUAGUACCCUUUACACAGAACAAAAUACACACACACACACAAAACCCGUACACGGUAUCUAUUUUGCACGCUGAAAAAUUAUUAUAUACAAACAAAAAGUGAACAAGAAAAAAAUCUUAUAAUAUUAAAAGCAAAGAUAUAAUGCAAAACGAACAAACAAAUAUUUAUAUUGAGACGUCGUCGCUAACGAAUUUUGAUAACAACUCUUAUUUCCAAACCCCUGCGCAUUUAAAACGCUUUUUUCAAGUCACCGAGUAAAUGUCUUGCUUACUUUACACCCUUCCGUUCUUGCGAGCGAACCCCGGAGGGAACCAAAAUCAUAUUAAUCCUAGCCAAGAAAAAAAUAUUGAAAAAACGCUAAGAAUCUUGUAUUUUCUAAAUUUAUACAAAAAAAAAACUCAAAUCAAACCGCACGCGCGCUAUCAUUUACACCACCGCUUUUUGGAAAGGACGUAACAAAAAAACUGAAGAAAUAAACGGGAUCGAUGUUAGUACUGAAAAAAUGCUAUAUUUUCAAACAAAAAGCCAAAGAUUAGAUGUUAUUGCGCCGAAUGGGGCACACGCGCUUUCUAAAUAUCAACGUGGGAAUUGAAACCGAGAGAGAGACUUAACCUGCUCUGGUGGCAGAGUUUGAACAGUGAAACAAGCAAAAAACAAAAUAAAGGUAAUAGGGUAGGGCCAAGCGAUAUGUGAUUAAACACCGUUUAGCAGGAUUGACCAGCGAGAGAGCGAAGGGGGAGCGAAAACGUGGCGCACGAGCUAGCAUGCUAAUUUUUCGAAGGAAGAAAUGGAAUUAAAAGCCGCAAAAACCUAAUAUUGUUGUAGAUUUCACGGGCGGGGGUCGACCUUCGGAAGAAGGGAGAUGCGCGUCCUUUUUAAUUUUUUUUUCUCGAAGCAUUUUUUUUUGAAGUUGUUUUGUUUUGAAUCCUCUUACAAUUACUGUGCGAAAGCCUAUUAAUCCGUGGUUAUUUUCUUAAUUUUCUAAGGAAAUAUUUAUUUGUCUGAGCAAAUAUUGUACUUCCAUGCCAAAAUAAAAAGAAAAGAAAAAUAA